AUGAAAAUGGCUUCUGAAAAUGUUGCAAUGGGAAUUUUUCUAUUCUCCCAGAUUACAGUGGGGAUGCUUGGCAAUUCUUCAAUACUAUUUUAUUAUGUGAUUUUGAUGUUCACUGGAAAGAAUUUAAUGCCCAAAGACCUGAUUAUAGAGCACUUGACCUUUGCCAACUGCUUGUCUAUCAUCUCAAGAGGUAUUCCACAGACACUGGCAGAUUAUGGAUUUAAAUAUUUCCUGGAUGAUACUGGAUGUAAAUUGAUAGUGUAUAUAUACAGAAUAACAAGGGGGAUGUCGCUUUAUGCAAUGUGCCUACUGAGUUGCUUUCAAGCAAUCACAAUCAGCCCUAAUAACUCCAAAGUGCUGAUGCUUAAACAAAGAGCCAUCAAGUACAUUGGUCCUUCCUGUUCAGUCAGUUGGCUUGUGCAAGUUUUUCUAAACAUCUUGACUCCAGCAAGAGUGUCAGGCCCCAGUUACAAGAAAAAUGUGACUAACAUGAUGAGCUAUGCCUACUGCUCAUGGUUUGCAUCAGGCAAUUUUGCAACUGCACUGUAUAUGUUUUUACUAUGCUUCUCUGAUGGACUGUGCCUGGGUCUCAUGGCCUGCUCAAGUGUCUCCAUGACGAUUAUCCUCUACAGACACAAGAGACAAGUGAGACAUAUUCAUAAGGCUCAGUACUUCCUAAAACAAUCACCAGAAAACAGAGCUACCCAAACAAUCCUCAUCCUGGUGUGCACAUUUAUCAUCUCUUACUCAUUCUCUUCUAUUGUGGUCAUCUUUACAACCUACUCCAAAUAUCCAAUGCUAUGGGGAGUAAGUGUAUUUACAUUCCUAGAAAUAUGUUUUCCCAUAUUUUGUCCCUUUGUUCUUCUCAGCAAUAUGAAGCCCAUUUCCAGACUGUUUUCACCCUACUUUUUUAAGAAAUAG
Mus pahari (shrew mouse) is the source of this 921-nucleotide messenger RNA. Its product is annotated as vomeronasal type-1 receptor 4-like. Gene Ontology annotation, cellular component: membrane. The coding region runs from base 1 to 921 and encodes 306 amino acids. Gene Ontology annotation, molecular function: pheromone receptor activity. The transcript has a single exon. The record is from RefSeq and is a predicted model, not a curated record. Gene Ontology annotation, biological process: G protein-coupled receptor signaling pathway. Lineage: Eukaryota; Metazoa; Chordata; Mammalia; Rodentia; Muridae.